ACAUUUCGAUUUCACAGGGAUUCUUAAGUCUGCAAGCAUGGAGUCAUUUCAUGAAGCUGGCCAUCAUUCUGGGAACUUUGAUGACAUAAAAACAUUGAUAGAAUCUAAGCAUGUAGAUUUGAAGAGUGAGCUAGCGAAGGGACAAGGGUUGCAAGAGAAAAUCCAGGACAUGACUGCUCAGAUGGAUGACCUGAACACAACAAUAACGUCGGAGAUUCGGCCGGCGCUCUCCGACUCUACUGAGCAGCUGCAGAGGGCCACCGCGGAGCUGGCCGAGACCACCGAGCUGCUGCAGCUGGUGGAGCAGCUGCUGCAGCUGGGCCGGCAGCUGGCCGCCAGCCGCCGGCUGCAGCAGGCCGGCCGGCUGGCGGAGGCAGCCGACUGUGUCUCGGAGCUCCGGCAGCAGACGCAGCGGCUGGAGGAGCGCACCGGACACCAGGUGUCUCUGCUCUCGGACCUCCGGGACCAGGCGCUGGUCCAGGAGGAGGCCGUGCUGCACGCGCUCGUGUGCCGCUGGCGGGCGGCGUUCAGCUGGGACGACUCGGACGCGGCGCUGACGGUGCGGCCGGCCGGUCUGGAGGACACGGCCGCCGGGCUGCGCCGGCUGGGCCGACUCGGGCGCCACCUGGAGCGGCUGUCUGAGGCCGUGCUGGGCCGGCUGGCCGCGCCGCUGGUGGCCGGCGGCCGGCUGCAGCGGCUCCGGGACGCCGACUCGCUCACCCUGUCCGUGUCGGCUGCGGAGCCGGAGCCGGAGCCGGAGCGGCAGCCGGAGCCGGGGGCCGUGUACGCCGCGCUCACCGAGCUGGUGACGGCGCUGGCCGAGGCGGCGCUGGCUGGCCCACUGCUGGCCGAGUUCGGCGCGCUGGCCGGACCGGCGCUGGCCCAGCAGCUGGUCGACGGCCCGCUGGCGGCGGCCAUACCGUCCGGUCCGCAGCAGCGCGCCGCCUUCGACACGGUCAUCGAGAGCACGGAGCGGUUCAGCGCCGCGCUGGCCGAGCUCGGGUUCUGGGAUCGCUCCGACUCGCUGCUGGCCUAUGUGUCCGACGUGGACCGUCUGAUGGUGGACCGGGUGUGCGCCGACCGUCUGGCGGCCGGCCGCCGGCUGCUGGCCGCGCCCCUGCACGUCACCGUACCGGUGGGCGGCGGGCCGCCGGCCGCGGACGGGCCCGAGCCGCCCGACGGAGCGCUCACCGACAGUCUGUACCGCCUGCCGCGCUGCCGCGUCAGUGAGUCGGCGGUGCAGUACGCCGAGCUGGUGGAAGCCACGGUGUCUGAGGCGGCCGGCGGCGCGCCGCUGCUCUCGGCCCGGCUGCACUACACGACCGGCCGGCUGCUGGAGCUCUACUGCGCCCUGCUGCCCGAGGUGCACCGCCACCAUUUGGCCAGCGUGCCGGAGCAGGCGGCCAUCGCGCACAACAACCUGCAGCUGCUGGCGCACCGCGUCACCGCGCUGGCCGUCCGCCACAGGUGUGCGGACGGCACGUUCCUGGACAUGGUGCCCGAGCUGCGACGCACCGGGUCCGACAUCUUCCUGGCGGCCCUGACGCACCAGAAGGAGCAACUGCUCGACAUUCUCUCGGAGGCAGGUCUGGAGAACCUGGCGCAGACGGGCGACCUGUCGGCCACGGCCGGCGCCGCGCUGCGCCGCUGCGGCCACCAGCUGCGCCGCGUCUGCCGCGUCUGGCGACCCGUGCUGCCGGCGGGCGUGCACGCGCGCGCUGCCGGCCUCCUCCUGUCCGUGGUCACCGGGUGGAUCACGGAGCGCGUGCUGGCCCAGCAGGACAUCUCGGCCAGCGCGGCCAGCCAGCUGACGGCCGCCGCCGCACCGCUGGUCGACGACGCACUGGCGCUCUUCAGGCCGGACACAGAGGGGGAGGAGGACCCAGCAGAGGGCAGCGCGCCGGCCGUCUCGGAGAGCGAGGCGCGCGCGCUGCUGUCGCGCCACACGGGGGGCUGGGGCCGCUUCACCGAGCUGCUGCUCGUCCUGGAGGAGACCAUGCGCGGGAUCCUGGACCGGUGGUCGGACGGCAAGGGCCCGCUGGCCCAGCACUUCAGCGCCGAGCAGGCGCGCCACCUGGUGCGCGCGCUCUUCCAGAACAACGAACGGCGCGCCGCGACUCUGGCCAGGAUCAAAUGAGCGCGCCCGGCGGGUGCGGGCGGCACCGGCCGGGUGAACCGAAACCUGUACCGCGUCUGUGUGUGAGUGAACACAGUGCCUUCGGGGAGCUGGAACGGAAACUGUCUGAAAUCGGAGACAGACUGGGCUGUGGGCGGCCGGUAUAUCGCGAUAUAACUAUAUAAUUUCUAACUAUGUUUUGGUGUUUAUCCUGGAGUUGUUAUAUGAUCUUUGUUUUGAAUAUAACUACAAUUGUAAUGUGACA
Amphibalanus amphitrite is the source of this 2381-nucleotide messenger RNA. RefSeq names its product centromere/kinetochore protein zw10 homolog. The record is from RefSeq and is a predicted model, not a curated record. NCBI's taxonomy places the organism in Eukaryota, Metazoa, Arthropoda, Thecostraca, Balanomorpha, Balanidae. Bases 38 to 2137 code for a protein of 699 amino acids. Gene Ontology annotation, biological process: mitotic spindle assembly checkpoint signaling; mitotic cell cycle; endoplasmic reticulum to Golgi vesicle-mediated transport. The transcript is spliced from 9 exons. Gene Ontology annotation, cellular component: nucleus; chromosome, centromeric region; RZZ complex.